AUGGCCAGCGGAGAGGCUGAGGGCCUGGUGGCCUUUGAGGAUGUGGCUGUGUACUUCUCCCAAGAGGAGUGGAGGCUCCUUAACAUGGCCCAAAGAGCCCUGUACCGCCAUGUGAUGCUUGAGAACUUCGCACUUGUGGCCUCUCUGGGACUCGCAGCCUCCCGACCCCGAGUGGUUAUCCAGCUUGAUGGUGACGAGGAGCCCUGGGUUCCCAACGGGACAGACGUGGCCCCAGUCACAGCAAGAAAAGUCCAGAGGAGGCCCAGCCCUGGUGAGUGGGAGCUCAAAAAUUAUGGGGUUGUUUCUGGAGAAGCAGCAUUACUGGGGGCCUUCUUGGAUAGCCCUUCUCUGACAAGGCCUCCUGGAGUCCUUCCCUCUUCUGGCGCCUAUGACUUGGGGAAAAUCCUGGAGGGACAGCGGGGUGCCUUUCCAUCUAGGGAGAGAAAGUCCACUGGAGUGUCCAUGAUCUACUGGGAGAGCCUCCUGCCAGUCUCCGGCAGCGGGGAGGCGAGCAUCAGCUUGCGGCUGACUGCACCACUGAGGGCUGAGGAGGGUAGCCUGCCCAGGGGGAGGGCCCUCAAAGACUGCCCGACGCCAGGGAAGCAGCUGAGGGUGCACAAGCAACAGAAGCCAUAUACGCGGGAGGCACCCAGGAGUGCCUUCCUGUAUGCCCCAGUUCACGCUGCAGGGGAUCUUCCCUCGUUCAGGGAGGAAGCACUGGCGAUUCUGACCAGUGACCCUCAGGCACUCCCUACUGGCCAGGUGCCCCCUGCCGGGGACCAGCUAGGCGAGGCCCUCCACACUGGGGCUGGCCUCCUCCCAGGGGAGAAGCCCUUCGAAUGCAGGGCCUGCAGCAAAGUGUUCGUCAAGAGCUCUGACCUGCUCAAGCACCUGCGUACCCACACAGGGGAGCGGCCAUACGAAUGCGCUCAGUGCGGCAAGGCUUUCAGCCAGACAUCGCACCUGACGCAGCACCAGCGCAUCCACAGUGGCGAGACACCCUACGCAUGCCCGGCCUGCGGCAAGGCCUUCCGUCACAGCUCCUCGCUGGUGCGCCACCAGCGAAUCCACACAGCCGAGAAGGCCUUCCGCUGUGGCGAAUGCGGCAAGGCCUUCAGCCACGGCUCCAACCUUAGCCAGCACCGCAAGAUCCACGCCGGAGGCCGGCCCUAUGCCUGCGCGCAGUGCGGCCGCCGGUUCUGCCGCAACUCGCACCUGAUCCAGCACGAGCGCACGCACACUGGUGAGAAGCCAUACGCCUGUGCGCUCUGCAGUGCUGCCUUCAGUCAGGGCUCGUCACUCUUCAAGCACCAGCGCGUGCACACGGGCGAGAAGCCCUUCUCCUGCGCGCAGUGCGGACGAGCCUUCAGCCACAGCUCCAACCUCACGCAGCACCAACUGCUGCACACCGGCGAGCGGCCCUUCCGUUGCGGGGACUGCGGCAAGGCCUUCUCCAAGGGCGCCGUCCUCCUCAGCCACCGGCGCAUCCACACCGGGGAGAAGCCUUUCGUGUGCUCGCAGUGCGGCCGCGCAUUCCGCGAGAGACCCGCCCUUUUCCACCACCAGAGAAUCCACACCGGCGAAAAAGCCGGGCGGCGGGCCAGGGCGAGCACUGGCCGGCCCCCACAGUCCAAGCCUCCUUCCACGACGCUAUCGGAGGGUGCGCUAGGGAGGGAAGCCAAUCACACUGCCCCGUCAGGUCUAGCCUCAGGCCCGAAGUCCAUGCAGGCCUGAGAUCGCAACUCUGACCUAAUAUGAACACAGAGAUGGGAAGCCCAUACAAAGGACCCGUACCCUCUGCAGAUCCACACUGGGGAGGAACCCUGUGCCUGCGAACCAGGGAUGAGCUAGGGACGCGGGAAAGCCUUCAGCUGCAGUUCCAUCCGCACAUGGAAACAGGAUUUGGCACUUCAGCCAGAGCUCAUCACACCUCCAUCCCCAAAGAGUUCACACUGCAGAAAAGUCACAGGAAGGCCAGGGCAACCGGGAAUUUGCUGUCAGAGCUGGGAAGGGCAUGUUGGGACUAGGAUGAGGGUGAGGGUGCAGGGAGGAUGUAACUGGAAAUCAUCCCUGGGCUUUCUAGGUCAGGAUAGUAGACUGGACACAUUCGUCAAUCUUGGCUCAGAAACCAUGCUAAAACCAGAAAAGAGAAGUCUUAGAACACAUAAACUUACAAGUGUGAGGAUGGAAAAGGGGCUAAUGGCAACACCGUUUUGAAGCUGGAAGCAGAUGGAGGAAUUGUCACUAAUUUAGGGAAAGUCAAAUACUGCGUUGGCACUGGGGGGAAUGGAGGGUCGUCUGAGCAGGCUUAUAGUGCAGAAUUCCAGAGGCUUGAGAACCGAAGCCCAGCACCUAUGGAUGGAGUGAGAGGCAAGGGGACCUACUACAAAGAGGACUAGGAGAGAACUGAGAAGCAAAUAAGCAGCAGUUAGAACCCUUGAUCUUUCCCUACCUGGCGUAGAGGGGAAGACUCAUUUCUGGGGAUUCUGCACAGUUCCAGAGAAAAGACCUAAGGAUACUCCCAUUGUGAGACUUCCUCUUCGAAAGGGCCCAUCCUGAUAAUGCUACAGAGAAGCUCAAAGUUGACGAGCCCCACCCAUGCACAGGAGCAGAGCUUCCAAUCAGUGGGAUUCAUCAUGGGAUUAUCAGAGGACACCAAAACAGGGAAACAAUUUAGGAUUGGCUAAAUAAAUCAUAGUUCAGCACUUGAUGUGGAGAAGCAAAACUUCACCCUGUCCCACAGUCAGAUUUAAACAAUAACAUUGCCUAUUGAGAUGAACUAAAAAUAUCGCAUGGUUUAAAGUCAGGAAAGGUGUGUCAGCAUUGUAUCCUUUCACCAUAUUCAAUCUGUAUGCUGAGCAAAUAAUCUGAGAAGCUGGACUAUUUGACGAA
Messenger RNA from Trichechus manatus latirostris (Florida manatee), 2892 nucleotides. It is a transcript of the gene ZNF324, whose product is annotated as zinc finger protein 324. Gene Ontology annotation, cellular component: nucleus. Gene Ontology annotation, biological process: urogenital system development; embryo development; regulation of transcription by RNA polymerase II. NCBI's taxonomy places the organism in Eukaryota, Metazoa, Chordata, Mammalia, Sirenia, Trichechidae. Gene Ontology annotation, molecular function: DNA-binding transcription factor activity, RNA polymerase II-specific; RNA polymerase II transcription regulatory region sequence-specific DNA binding. The record is from RefSeq and is a predicted model, not a curated record. Bases 1 to 1734 code for a protein of 577 amino acids. The transcript has 4 exons.